This is a messenger RNA of Colletotrichum higginsianum IMI 349063, 543 nucleotides long. Its product is annotated as Dihydrodipicolinate synthetase family protein. The record is from RefSeq and is a predicted model, not a curated record. Bases 1 to 543 code for a protein of 180 amino acids. The transcript is spliced from 3 exons. Lineage: Eukaryota; Fungi; Ascomycota; Sordariomycetes; Glomerellales; Glomerellaceae.
AUGACAUGGCAUAUCAACCCAGAUCCUCUUGUGAUGUGCAAAAAUAAGCAGGUAGCAGGUGCCAUUGCCGCACCCGUCGGUGCUUGGGAGAGCCGGCGCGACUGGUCAUCUACAGAUCAAGCCCACCCGGGAUACUUCUCGCACUUCCCGGGGUACAAAGUCCAUGUUAUGGAUUGGUCUAGCCAGGAGAAGUUGCUGGGCUCCCUCGCCAAGUGCUUCAUGGAGGGCAUUGCUAGCCUGGAGAAUCUCGUCUACAAUGCUGACGCGCCAUGGGAAGUCAUGGCAAAGAGGCAUGGCAUUGAGGCUCCCGGAACACUGCUGGACACCAACGAGGGCAUCAAAAUCCGCAAAGUGACUGUCAUUCUCUUUGUCAAGUUCCACAAUGGAGCGAAUCACGAUACCUGUCAGAGUUGGGGAGAUGCAGAGUGGACGUGUGGUGGCAACUCAGCUGCAGAAAUCAUCGACGGAGCGAGGAAAACGGAAUUCUUGUCUGUCACGGGUGUGACAUAUGUGCGUGUCUACCGCCGCGUUACGAAGCACUAG